AUGCUCCAUCUCUUCGCCCUAGUCCUGGCAGCUUGCCAGCUGAGCACCGCACUAGAAUGCAAAUGCUCACCAUCUGAACCCUGCUGGCCAUCCGACGCAGACUGGGCCUCCCUCGACGAGACAAUCUCAGGUCACCUUAUUCGCACCGUCCCCCUAGCUGCAGUAUGCUACCAAACCGAGUCGGUCUAUAACGCCGAAGCCUGCAAUGCUGUUCUCGCGAAUUGGACAAGCUCCGCGUUUCAUUCUGCUGAUCCGGCCAGUAUCGAUGACCCCAUGUGGGCGAAUAACAGCUGCAACCCCAUCUAUCCAAACGGAACCAGUCUCACAGGUAAUACCCGGGCCGGCGAGAAGGGUUGUUCAAUUGGCAGCUAUCCCCCAUAUGUUGUCAACGCAACGGAGUCUGGGCAUGUAAAAGCUGCGCUGAAGUUUGCUCGGCGGUGGAACCUGCGGCUGAAUAUCAAAAACACUGGACAUGGUUCGGAAAGAAGUACGGCUCAUGGAAGCUUAUCGAUCUGGACCCAUAACCUAAAGCAGAUCCAAUUCCAUGAGACGUUCCAGCCUCAAUCAUGCGCGACUCAAAUAGGAGUAAACGAAACUCAAAUGGCAGUCACCCUCGGCGCAGGCGUGCAAGACGGAGAGCUAUUCAAAGCGAUGUCGAAGCACGACGCCAUCGCAGUGGGCGGAACCAAUGCUGAUGUUGGUGUCGUGGGCUGGGCAACGGGUGGUGGCCAUGGCCUGGCGACCGGCAAUUACGGGAUGGGCGCUGACAAUAUCAUCGAGGCGGUCAUCGUCACGCCUGGAGGUGAAGUGGCAAUGGCUAAUGCUUGCCAAAAUGAAGAUCUCUUCUGGGCCAUCCGCGGAGGCGGUGGAGGGACAUUUGGGGUUAUUCUGAGUGUUACCCUGAAAGCGUACCCAAUGCCAUCGGUGACCCUCAUCGAUCUGUCAAUGACAGCCAAGAAUGGGACUCGUUCUUCGAGCUGGUAUAGAUUUGUUGCCCGGGCCCACGGGUACCUGGACCUCUUGCAGGAAGCCGGCGUUCAUGGGUACUAUACGAUGGGUGGAGACUCUCUGGCACUGCAGGGUGCUUUGCUCCUCUAUGACGCUACGAAUGGAACAGUGGAUGAGCUUCUUGCACCCAUGCGAAGGUUCUUUGCUGCCUCCAAUGCAACAGCUACCUCGAACCUCACGCCGGUUGCAACAUUGCCGUGGUAUGACCUGGUCAAGAUGAUGCCCGCUAUCGAAUCAGUAGGCACGAAGCAAAGCGCCAGAGCAUCGCGGUUUAUCCCUCAGAGGGUAGUCAGAGAUGAUAUUGAAUUAUUUGCUGAGACUCUAGAGGCGAUCUCCUCGGGGCCUGUGAACGAUGGAGUCUCGACUCCUUCGAUCUCUGGAACCAUGACCGGCAGCAGGACGCCCGUCGACAAUGCUCUUAACCCUGCCUGGCGAGACGCUGUUGUGCAUAUCAUCACGUCGCAAAGCUGGGACGAAUCCCUACCUCCCCCUGUGGCUGACCAGGUAGUCCAUAAUAUGACGUACCAGAAAGGUUAUGCUUUGCGACAGCUGGCGCCUGAUACAGGUGCUUACUUCAAUGAGGCCAACGCAAACGAGCCGAAUUGGCAGUGGUCCUUUUUCGGCUCUGGCUAUGCCAGACUCCAGGCGAUUAAGCAGAAGUAUGAUCCAGAGGGUCUGCUCUGGUGUCGUCAUUGUGUAGGAAGUGAGGGAUGGACGGAGCAGGAGGAUGGGAGGCUCUGCCGCGCGUUUUAA
Molecule: messenger RNA, 1761 nt
Organism: Aspergillus bombycis
Lineage: Eukaryota; Fungi; Ascomycota; Eurotiomycetes; Eurotiales; Aspergillaceae
Product: FAD-dependent oxidoreductase
Exons: 7
Coding region: 1-1761 (586 amino acids)
Molecular function (GO): FAD binding; oxidoreductase activity
Source: RefSeq, a predicted model, not a curated record